GGUGGUGCUUGCCUACAUGCGGGAUGGCGGGCGCUGAUGGCUGGCAGCCGAGGUCAGUUCUGAAGGCCGCUGCCAGAAAGGAAGAGCUAGGAAAAGGCGGGGGAAGCCGGCGGGUAACCAGCCAAAGAAGUUAUGAAUAUCAUCCACGGUUUAAAGUUGUUGGGCAGGAACUGUAUUUCCUUUCGUUUGGCUUCUUUGACAAAGGAGGCAAAAUGCAAUAACUUCUGUAAGCCUUAUGCAGGGUAUUGCCGAACUCAAGUCAGUUGUACACGAGAUAGGGGCCAAAAGUUGGAUUUGAGUGGAAAUACUAGAAACUGUUUUUUGACUGGAAGCCCUGACUCUGACAGAAACUUCAUCAGUAAAGGACUGAGAUGUCUUUUGAAUGUCCCAAAUACAGCAGUACACAAGAAUGCACACUACAGUCCGGGCAGGUAUUGCUUCCAGGCAUCUCAUCUGCUGGGAAAGACAAUCACAUCUCUCCAGAUCGGCUCCAUAGGGCAACUCCCACAUCAUUUUCCAGCUUGGAACAUUCAGAUCCUCAGGCCUCUUCACACAUCACCACCAUUUCAGGCUGCACCUGCUCCUCUUUUCUGGAUUAUUGUUAAGCCAGCUCAGAAAUUAUUUGCUAUUCUUCUUGGCAGGAGCAUAAGAAAUUGGUGGAAGGCACUUCCUCCUAAUAAACGGGAACUUUUUAAAGAACAUGCAAGGCAAAAUAAAUGGAAGAUACUCCUGAGUGUCAGUAGCUUUGGAGUUUUAUUCAUUGUGUUUUAUUUUACUCACUUGGAGGAGACACCCAUCACUGGGCGCCCUCGACUGUUGGUGUUCGGAAAAGAACAUUUUAGGGAACUGUCCCAGAUGGAAUAUAAGAUGUGGAUGGAGGAAUUCAGAAGUAAAAUGUUACCUGAGACAGAUCCACGCUACCAGGUUGUGAAGAGAGUUGUUGGUCAUUUAUCUGAAAGCAAUAAGGACAUCCCACAGGUCUCUGCACUCGAGUGGGUUAUCCAUGUGGUAGAGGAACCAGGUGUUAACGCUUUUGUGCUGCCAAAUGGUCAAGUGUUUGUCUUCACUGGAUUGCUAAAUGCGGUUUCUGAUAUUCAUCAGCUGUCCUUCAUUCUGGGACAUGAAAUAGCUCACGCUGUGCUGGAGCAUGCAGCAGAGAAAGCCAGCCUGGUUCACUUUUUGGAUUUUCUAUCACUCAUCUUUCUCACUAUGAUUUGGGCCAUCUGUCCUCGAGAUAGUUUGGCAGUUGUUGGCCAGUGGCUUCAGAGCAAGUUGCAGGAGUUUAUGUUUGAUAGACCAUACAGCAGAACACUGGAGGCUGAAGCUGAUAAAGUGGGACUUCAGUUUGCAGCAAAGGCUUGUGUGGAUGUAAGAGCAAGCAGCGUAUUUUGGCAACAAAUGGAAUUAGCAGAAACCAUUCAAGGGCAGCCCAAGCUACCAGAGUGGCUCUCCACACACCCUUCUCAUGAGAACAGAGCAGAGCACUUAGACCGACUUAUCCCAGAGGCUCUUAAAAUAAGAGAGAGCUGCAAUUGCCCAUCUCUUUCCGGACCAGAUCCUCGCCUCAUUUUCAAACUUAACAUGCAACAUCUUCUGGAAUCCUCUAAGAAUCAAGAAGCCCCUAAUUCUACACAGCGAGAUCACCCAAAACCCAAACUGGAUUUUCCUCACCCUCAAAAUGUGGAAGAUAGCCCAGUAACUUUUGCAGUUAAACCUACAAACUAAUGAGAACAACUUCCAAUUUUUUGUAUACUUGUGGUCCCUGAAGGUCUCUCUUCUAACACAAUUUUGUCUUUGCGCCGUAAAGAAGAUGUAGCCACUCAUAUUCUAUGUUUUUUAAAAGUGAUCUCUCACUCAAAGCAAUAAGGAACCGUGCCCACACAAGAAGAGCGGCGUAUUGGAGCAGAAAGCUUCUUAAUCAUCAAGAGUUACUAAAAUAAAUCACUUCUCAGGGGAAAGAUAAUCUCAUACAAUCCAGUCACACAGUGUAAUUUUCAGUUUUAUCAGGCUCACCUUGAUCAGAGGACAGAUGAGCCAGAAGCGUCCCUAAAGCAGAGGAAAACGUGCAGUUUUCAUCACUUAAGUUGUCUGGUUUAUCUUGCUGUAAUUUGGGUUACAUCUCUUCAGCUUCAUUUGAGAAAUAAUGAGGAGAGCUCACUGCCUGCUCCACAUCUGGUAUCUUUAAGAAUAUUAAGCUGAGAUGUGGUAAUAGCCUAUGGGUGAGAUACACCCCCGCUUAAUUAGGUGGAUUUACUGCUGGGAUUUUUCUUCUUUCUAAGGCAUUUUAGAAUAUGGAUUGAUUCAACAUUUUUCUUCAAAGCAACCUGAAAGGGUUGAACAAAGUUCAAUUUAAAAAAAAGUAGUUCAAUGAUUUUCAAGGAAGUCUUUCUUCUGAAAGAAACACAGUGUAAGAACCAUAGUUUGUAGCACUGGAAUCAUAGAAUCAUAGAAUGGUUCAGAUCGGAAAGGACCUUAAGAUCAUCUAGUUCCAACCUCCUGCCAUGGGCAGGAAUGCCUCACCCUAGUCCAUGUCACCCAAGGCUCUGUCCAAUCUGGCCUUUUAAGACUGCCCAGGGAUGGAGCAUUCACCCCUUCUCUGGGCAACCUGUUCCAGUGCCUCACCACCCUCACAGUAAAGAAAUUCCUUAUAUGUAACCUGAACUUCCUCUGUUUAAGUGUGAACCCAUCACCCCUUGUCUUAUCACUACAGUCUCUAAAUGCUUUGCAAGAAUGGCUUUUGCCUUUUUAAAAUGAUCAGGGUCCCUCAUCAGAGUUUAGUUUUACUGCCAUGACAUUUGAUCUACAUUUGGAUAGAAGUGAUUGCUGAUGUGGAAAUAUAUUAUGUAGUAGACGGAUACAGCAAGACUCCUUGACUACCCAGCUUUUGCAGCUGUACCUUAUCCUAAAAAGUGACUUCUCUUCAGGAAACUGGCAUCCAGUGCUGAGCAUCCCUCCUGUCCCCAGCCCCCUGAAGCCACGCAUUUUAUACUGUGGAGACAAAUAUGCACAGUAUAGGUUAAGCUCUGCCUUUUGUGAUAGGCUAACCAAUACAGCAUGGUAUUCUUCAUUUGCACAUGUUUGAGUUAUCCUUGCUUUGCCAUUGAAAAUAUUGAAGUGGUGAUCUUACAGGAAGAUGUAGAAAAAGGUGGCAAUGAAUGGAAAUAAAAAUGGAAAUCCC
Molecule: messenger RNA, 3178 nt
Organism: Neopsephotus bourkii (Bourke's parrot)
Lineage: Eukaryota; Metazoa; Chordata; Aves; Psittaciformes; Psittacidae
Gene: OMA1
Product: OMA1 zinc metallopeptidase
Exons: 9
Coding region: 133-1725 (530 amino acids)
Biological process (GO): protein quality control for misfolded or incompletely synthesized proteins; mitochondrial protein processing
Cellular component (GO): mitochondrial inner membrane
Molecular function (GO): metalloendopeptidase activity
Source: RefSeq, a predicted model, not a curated record